This is a messenger RNA of Alternaria burnsii, 249 nucleotides long. RefSeq lists its product as uncharacterized. The transcript has a single exon. Bases 1 to 249 code for a protein of 82 amino acids. The record is from RefSeq and is a predicted model, not a curated record. NCBI's taxonomy places the organism in Eukaryota, Fungi, Ascomycota, Dothideomycetes, Pleosporales, Pleosporaceae.
AUGCUUCUGCGCGACGUUGAGGCUCCUGGGUACGACUGUAUGGUUGACCAUGUAUUGUGCGUAGUGCCGCACAUCUGUCAUCAGCCAUUGACGUCUGCCACACGUGCAUCGCCAACGUCGCAGACUUAUCAUCUGUAUUCGACAAAUCCUGACUCCACACCAGUGCUCUAUACUGUGCCGCAAAUGCCUGAGCGGUUGGCUAAGUGCGAGAGACCGCGGGAAAUCGCUAUAUGUCUUCCCUGCUUCUAG